CGCUGAAACGCCAAGUAGUGACUGCAAGACGUGUGAAAGUGUUUUAACCGAAAUCGACGAUAUCGUUAUUCGUUAACGGUUUCUCAUCAAUCGCUUUGUAGUCCGUGCUAUUGUUACUUGAUCUCGAAGUUCGAUCGAGUAGAAUGGAACCAUCUAGUGAUAUAAGUAUUGAAAGCGUUGAAGAAAAUAUUCUUAAAUCUUCAUUAAAUCGAGUUAGAAAACGAAAAAAGCAACUUUACACUGAUUUGAAAAAGCAAAUUGAAUUUUAUCUAAGUGAUGCUAAUUUAAGAAAAGAUAGGUAUUUUGGAAACCUUAUGCAAACCAGUCAAUGUAUUAGUAUUGACACAUUUUUGAACUGCAAUAAAAUUAAGAGUUUAACCAAAAAUCCAGAAGAUAUAAUUAAAGCUAUAGAAAACUCUAGUGUUCUAUCUGUUAGUGACUGUAAAUCCAACAUUUAUAGAAUUAAGCCAAUUGAAGAAAAAACACCAGAGGAUGUUGAACGUUGUACAGUAUAUGUGGAACAAUUGCCUCCUAAAGCGGAUCAUGAUUGGAUUAAAUCAAUGUUUGAAAAAUAUGGAAAUGUUGCUUAUAUUUCAUUGCCUAAAUUUAAAAGUGGAACAAUAAAAAGAUUUGCAUUUAUUGAAUUUGACGACGAAGAAUCUGCAAUUAAAGUUCUCAAAGAAUAUAAAAAAUUACAUGAAGAAUCAAAAAUCCUUCCAGAAGAACUGCAAAGUAUAAUUACUUUUAAAGAAGAUGAAGAUAAAAAGGAUACCAAAGAAAGUACUGACAAUGUUAAUUUGUCGAAAAAAAGAAAACAUUCUGUUAGCAUAGAAGAUGUAAAAGAAAAAAAAAUAAAGACAGAGACACCGCAAGUAAGCUGUUCUGGAAUUAAAAAUAAUAAAAAGAAGAAGAAGAAAGACAAAACUAAAAAAAGUGACUUGGACGGAGAACAAAAAAAUUCUUCUUUUGAAAUUAGUGACAGUGAAAAUAACCAAAAAACUUUAAUUGAAAAUCUUGAUACCAGUAUUUCAAAACCAGAAGAAAUAAUCACUAGUGAUGAUGAUAAAAGAGAAAUAAAUAUUGAGCCAAACAGUACUGAUUCAAAUAUAAAAAAGAAAAGAAAACGUAAUAAAGGGAAAAAAGUUAAAUUAGAUACUAAUUUAACGUCACCUGUGUUAAGAAUAAUGUCAAAAACAGAGUGGAGAAAACUAAGAAAUCAAUUUUUAAAUAUGCAGCGACAAAAAAUGUCUUUAUUAAAAGCUCAGUUGCGCCGUCCUAAAUAUAAUGAAAAUUCCAAUACACAUUUUCAUGAAAAUUUGGGGAAAAGCAAUGAGACCAAUACAAUUGUUGAAAGUGUAGAUGUACAAUUACCAAAAAAUAAUGAUAUUCGUGUAAAGUAUGAACCUGGUGUAAUAUUGAAAAUUUCAUUUACAAAUCCAAUUGAAUCUGAUAAAAUAUUCAAAACUGAAGCAAAAAUUGAUCCUAGGGUGAAGUUUGUUGAUGUUGUACACAAUUCUGAAGCUUAUGUACGUUGCGAUUGUCAAGAAACUGCCAUAAAAAUAGCAGAGGAAAACCGAUGGCCGCAAACCAGAUUAUUAACAGGCGAAGAAGAAAAGCUUUACUGGGAUAAAAUUUCAAGAGAUAGAGAAAUUAAAUGUACUAAGCAAAAAGAAACUAAAAAACCACGAGGUCGUGAAAAGCUAAUUAAAAAAGCAGAAAAAAGAUUGGCUCAACAUGUUACAUUUAAUCAAGAAGAUAAUGAAUAAAUAUACAUUUUAGUUAUUACUUAUUAUUUUAUAAAAUUACUUUUUAUAACAAGAGCAAUAAAUGUAUUUACAAUA
Molecule: messenger RNA, 1841 nt
Organism: Acyrthosiphon pisum (pea aphid)
Lineage: Eukaryota; Metazoa; Arthropoda; Insecta; Hemiptera; Aphididae
Gene: Larp7
Product: La related protein 7
Exons: 8
Coding region: 144-1766 (540 amino acids)
Biological process (GO): RNA processing
Cellular component (GO): nucleus; ribonucleoprotein complex
Molecular function (GO): RNA binding
Source: RefSeq, a predicted model, not a curated record